AAGUAAUGACUCCUUACUAACGCAAUUCGGUGCGCGUGAUCGAAUCCUCGUUCAAAGGAUACUGUGAGAGUUUUUACGUGCUGUAGAUGUGUUUUUGUGUUUAAACCUAUGUUAAUAGUAACCCUUGGCUUUCUCUAAAUUGUUCACAAGUUCGUUUUUGGACCGGUUAAGUGACCACAUCAUGACGGGAAGGAAUGCAGUGGAGGAUGUCAGGGCUUUAGUGGUGGAUGCGCGCCGUGCUUAUCGCGAUAACUUCGGCGAGGAUCCUGGUGUGGUGGUCUGCGCUCCGGGACGCGUCAACUUAAUCGGAGAGCACACCGACUAUAAUGAAGGAUUUGUUUUGCCAAUGGCUUUGCAUCUGGUGACGGUCAUGGUGGGCAGCAGCACGUCUGGCCAGAGCUGUUCUGUUGUAACCAUUGCAGAAUCUGCAGAUGAGCCAAGGAGAGUGGACUUUAAUCUACCAACAGACAGUGCACCACUGACAGGAGGACAACCCAUCUGGGCCAACUAUGUUAAAGGCGUGGUGCAACACUACAGAGCUCAGCCCCUGCCUGCAUUUAAAGCUGUAAUAGCCAGUAGUGUGCCACUGGGGGGUGGACUGUCCAGCUCAGCUUCACUUGAAGUGGCGGUGUACACCUUCCUCCAGCAGCUGUGUCCCGAUGAUGGGGAUAAUAUAGCGAAGGCACUAGCAUGCCAGAAGGCAGAGCAUACUCAUGCAGGAAUGCCCUGUGGUAUUAUGGACCAGUUUAUUUCAGUGCUAGGCAAAGAGGGCCAUGCAUUGCUUAUUGACUGCAGAUCAUUGGAGGCCACCGCUGUUCCCCUGUAUGAUCCUGAUCUGGUCAUCCUUAUCACAAAUUCCAAUGUGAAGCAUGCACUUACAGGAAGUGAGUAUCCCAGCAGACGAAAACAAUGUGAAGAGGCAGCAGCCAUUAUGGGCAAGCGCAGUCUGAGAGAUGCCACGCUACACGAUCUUUUGGAGAUUGAGCGUACGGCAAAGGCAGCUGAGGCUCUGAAACGAGGAGCUUAUCAAGAGUUUGGAAAGCUAAUGGUGGAGAGCCACAAUUCCCUCAGAGACCAAUAUGAGGUGAGCUGUCCAGAGCUGGAUGUGCUGGUAGCUGCAGCAAUGGAGGUUGAUGGAGUCUUUGGGAGUCGGAUGACAGGUGGAGGGUUUGGUGGAUGUACAGUUUCACUGCUGCGGUCUGAUGCUGCUGAGAGAACUAUGAAGCAUAUAAAGGAGAGAUAUAAUGGAUGCCCAACUUUUUACAUAACUACCCCAUCAGACGGAGCUCGGGUCCUCAGUGUAUAAUCAAUAAUGAAGUCAAAUGGCAUUUCAACAGUUAAGCACACGUGGUUAUGAAUUAAUUCUAUCUAAAUCUAUGGCAAAUAUUCAAAAUGGAAAAUUCUGAUUAAUGUAACUGUAAAUGAUUAAUGUAAACUGUUGCCGCCACAAAGUUGGAAGCACAUAAUUGUUUAGAAUAUCUUUAUAUGCUGUACCCCAGACCUGUUCUAGCAUACUGCAGUGGAGAUUAUUUAAAACAUAUAAAUAAAACAGAAAUAGUCUCUAAGUCAAAAAACACCACAUGGAGAAUCUCACUCCUUGCUUGCUAUUAGAAUGCUAUUAAUUCUUGCCUUCUCACUGACACCUCUUUCCUUUCUUUUUGCCUCUGUUGUUUUUUUUCCUCUAGCCUGGCUCUCCUACAUGUGUACUAUUUCCACAGAAAUAUACUGGCCCAGCAUCAAUAGUUGGAUUAUACAUAUAUUACAAUAUAUAUUAUAUAUAUAUAUAUAUAUAUAUAUAUAUAUAUAUAUAUAUAUAUAUAUAUAUAUAUAUAUAUAUAUAUAUAUAUAUAUACAACUAUAUUGUGCUGUGACCAUUAGGAGGUAUAUAAUGUUUUUAUUUUAUUUUAUUUUAUUUAGUUGCUUUUGUGUUUGAGAACCACUGCAGUAAUCAUAUUAUUAAUAUCACUUUUAAUAUUGUGGGCUAAAUCAUUGUAUUAUCACCUAAACUGACAAUUGUUGUAGGUAUGAUGCAGUAAAUUAACUAAAAAAAUAUAAUCAAGUCUCUGGCAAAUGAACAUCACCUUUUCAGUGCAUUAUAUAAUUCAAAAUAUAGGCUUUGACCACAGGUGGAGGCAGAAACACAAAGCAAAAUGUGAACUGGUUGACUGAGGAUUGGGCUAUAGGAAGAAUCUUUUAAGCUAUUGUACAAAUAAAUUAUUUAAUAUUUGUGCUCAGCUCACUGGUUCCACUUCACCCAGUCUAUUCUAUGAAAGCUGAAGCAGAUAUUCCACAGAAAGAUAAAGAUGCAUGACUGCAGGUUAACCCUUGUAUGGCUCAAGAUAACAUCUUGUUAUCAAAGGAUUGUAAUUCCUGAACAGCAGAUGUUCAGGAAUUGCAAUCCUUUGAUUUUCUCCCUUAUGCAACUUAAUCUAUAGAUUAAUUACAUUAUUUAAAAAUAGACACAUUAUAGCUUAGCUGUGACUAUGUAUAGAGGAGGGGUCAUGUAUAAAACAGGGGUUUUAGCAAAUUGAUUCAGAAAUGCCCAGCUCAAACUGACUGAAUGAUGCAUUGAAGCCAACAUGUGUUAGGCUGCAACUCAUCGUUUUUUAUGAUAAUUAUUUUGUUUCAACAUCCAUAUAUUCUUUCAAGACCAAUAAAAAUCUUAUUCUUCAAUUUG
Molecule: messenger RNA, 2677 nt
Organism: Ictalurus punctatus (channel catfish)
Lineage: Eukaryota; Metazoa; Chordata; Actinopteri; Siluriformes; Ictaluridae
Gene: galk1
Product: galactokinase 1
Exons: 8
Coding region: 182-1306 (374 amino acids)
Biological process (GO): carbohydrate phosphorylation; galactose metabolic process
Cellular component (GO): cytosol; cytoplasm
Molecular function (GO): ATP binding; galactokinase activity
Source: RefSeq, a predicted model, not a curated record